Symbiodinium pilosum is the source of this 369-nucleotide messenger RNA. Lineage: Eukaryota; Dinophyceae; Suessiales; Symbiodiniaceae. The record is from the annotation of a GenBank genome assembly.
AUGAGGCUAGGCUAUGCUUUUGCCCAGAGCGUGAAGUUGGCAGUCUUCGAGAAGAUCGUUGACGCAGCACUUGUUGAGGCCAAGCCAAUUCCAGAAGCUCUGGCGCAGCACGGCACCUUCGACUUGGACGAGAAAUUGGUGAAGAUGCAGAUGGGUGCAAUUUUUGUCACGAAGUGCUCGAUGACCCUCCAGAGCGAUAUGCUGGGAACCCCAGAGAUCUUGUGGGAGCAUGAUCGAUUUGAUGCGCAGCUUGACGCAAGAAAAAAUCAAAGUAGCCAUAGGAGAUGUUCGGCUGUGUGCUUCGCAGGCAGUAUGAUUCUUGCCGCAAGUACUUGGAAGUUGGGAAGCGCGUGGCUUUCCUGCAAAUAA